AUGUAUUAUCCUCCACCUGAGGGCCCCAGACUUCGGGGAAUAACUAAACCCCGCACUCUGACUCCGCUCGCCAAUCAACAGAGCGCAACGCCUCCACCUCCGCUCCUGGCAGAAAGCAUCCGGUCCUUCUUACCUAGUUGGACAUGUACAACUCAUGUGUUCCAAGCUGAAGCACCUCGGGAAAGUAUGCCACCAGGUCCAGGCAGUCAAACAGUUGUACCAUCUGGAUUAAAUGGAUUUGAGCAACAGGCCAUUGCUGACGCCAGGUUCGAGGAGAUCACAAAACUCAGAAAAUACAUCAGUUCAGGACGCAAAGAGCUCUCUAUGAAUGACUCUACUAUGUGGAGCGUUGCAGAUCGGUACGCUCCGGAAAGGUCUUGUACGGGCAACAGUAUAGGGGUGACCGUCGUGCUCUUUCAUGCAGGCGGGUUUCAUAAAGAAAUAUGGGAAACUACCUUGCGAUACCUGUUGUCAAUGCCUCAAGGUCAAGCAAAUGUGGAUGAAAUCUGGAGUCUCGACGCAGCGAAUCAUGGAGACAGUGCGCUUAUCAAUAAUAAGAGCCUAGGAGAAACAUUCAAAUGGUCUGUCCAUGCACGAUACAUCCUCAAGUUUCUUGGAAACUACCUCCCCGAUAGAACCCAAAACGGCGUACUCCAAUGGAACCUUGAACGAAUAUCCAACCAAAAUGCUUGGGAGCGCUUUGAACGCAGUUUCAAGGAUCAAGACUACGUCCAAUACGGAACAGGCAAAGAUGAACAUCGUGUCAAACUGAAAUAUUCAGGAUAUCAGGAAGCAACUACGUUUAAUGAACUUGGACGAUUACCCUGCAAGGUUUGGGAAAUGCUUCCGAUGCUGGAUCAACGCAUACCAUUGAAGUGGAUCAUGGACUCGACCAAUGGUGACGUGUCCGGCGGACGGGAAUCUGCACAACAUGUUGUUUGGCCCUGGGCUUCUAACUCUACCAACAUACAAAUUAAAGGCGCAGGUCACAUGAUACCUCAGGAAGCGCCCAAAGAGCUUGGUUCGUAA
Rhizoctonia solani is the source of this 1029-nucleotide messenger RNA. Its product is annotated as alpha/beta hydrolase family protein. The transcript has 7 exons. The coding region runs from base 1 to 1029 and encodes 342 amino acids. Lineage: Eukaryota; Fungi; Basidiomycota; Agaricomycetes; Cantharellales; Ceratobasidiaceae. The record is from RefSeq and is a predicted model, not a curated record.